Hyposmocoma kahamanoa is the source of this 1135-nucleotide messenger RNA. RefSeq lists its product as uncharacterized. The record is from RefSeq and is a predicted model, not a curated record. The transcript is spliced from 3 exons. Bases 124 to 678 code for a protein of 184 amino acids. Lineage: Eukaryota; Metazoa; Arthropoda; Insecta; Lepidoptera; Cosmopterigidae.
GACGCUGCAAGAAAAACAGCAGGCGUAUAAAUUAAUUGUCAUAUAGAACCGCAGGGUCGUAAAGUGAUCAAUUUCUUAAAUAAUAAUAAUUGAAAAUUUAUUAUAUUGUAUGAAAACAAAAAUAUGAAUGUUAUAUUGUUUAUAAUUUGGAUUAUGUAUGAUAUUUUAAUGUUGGUAAGAUGUGAAAUUUCAAUGGGAAAUUCUUUUAAUUAUGAGAAGCGGUAUAACUAUGGGUUAGGUCACCGGCCAAUAGAAAAUUACCGUCGUGUGGCAGCAAAAUCCAAGCACAGUGGAUUCUUUGACAACAAUCCUCACCCAGCAAGUCUGCCUCCAGUCAUUGGGACACAAUAUCCUACUCCUUAUAGAAGUAUAUAUCAAGGAUCAAGAAAGCCGGGAGAUACGAGGGUCUAUAACCACCAUUUUGAUUACGAACCGAAAAUAUUGGGGCAUCAGAUUUCUUCGAAUGGAUUGUUUAACUGCAUUAUAAGUCACCUGGCCGUGGAAACAGACACGGCGAUCCCUAUUCUUCUCCGAGGCGGCGUGUCCUACAGAUACUUUACAGUUAUAGUGAAAGCCAAAGCCGGGGUCCGUCUCAAGGGCAAGAUCAGAGCAUACUGUCAGAAUCCUCCGGAUGAAGGCAUCGAUAUUAAUGCUAACGUCGAUAACAAACGCAAAUAGAAAAUUGUAUUCGACCUUUGAGCAUGUGGUACCGCAACAUAAACAUUUAAUCAUUAAAUACCAAUUAACACACACUUACAUUUUCAUAAUAGAAUCCGAGCAGUGGAAGCGUAUAUUUUUCACCUUUCUUUCAAACAAGUCGUGCGCCUGAUGGUAAGCGACACUUCUAGACAAUUGCGGUGCCACCCACAGCUUUAAAUCGCAAAGAUCUUAGGAGCACUGCCACUGCGCCGCUCACCCUGCGACUUAAGUUGAAAAGUCCCAUUUGCCCGCAAUUUCAUCAGCUUCCUUACCCUUCUAAACCGGAACGUAGUAAUACUCACAUUAACGUUUGGCGGCAGAAAUAGGUUAGGUUAGGUAGGUUAAUAAUACCAUAAUAGGCCUCUUUUUGAAUACCUGGAAUUAUUGUAUUUAGUUCUAUAUUAAAAAAUUAAAAUAUUUUAUUGCAGACAAUUUA